GGUCAGGCAGCAUCCAUGGAGGGCCGAGGGGGAGAAGUAGUUGACCAUUGGCCGAGGGGGAAGUGUAGCCGGAGGCAAUUGGCUGAGGGGGAGAAGUAUUCAAAGAUCAUUGGCCGAGGGGGAGAAGUAGUCGGAGACGAUUGGCCGAGGGGGAGAAGUAGUCGGAGCCCAUUGGCCGAGAGUGGAAAGAAAGUGGCGGGCAGGGAGGAAACCAUUGGACGAGGGAGAGGAGCGGCGCUUGACAGAACCCAUUGGCCGAGCUGCAGAGGCGGGCAGGACGGACAGGACGGACGGGGCUCAUUGGCGGGGAGGAAGAAAGGCGGGCGCGUCGGGGCGCAGGCGAUUGGCGGAGGUGAACAGAGGCGGCGGCCGACGCCGCAAGCCGAUUGGCGGGAGGCGGGUGAGCGGCAGGCGGCGCAGCCAACGGCGGCGAGGGGAGGAAGGGGGCCCGGGGAGCGGAGCGGGAGCUGGCGGCGCCAUUUUGUUUUUUUUGAAAGUUGGGCCGUUAGCGGCGGUUGGGAUUUGAACCUUCCUUCCCCCCCCCACGGGCCGGGCGGCAGAGGCCGGCACUCGGAGGCGAGGAUGAGCGGCCUGGACGUCAAGCGGUUGAAGGUGGCCGAGCUGCGGCAGGAGCUGCAGGAGCGCGGACUCGACACCCGAGGCCUGAAGGCCGAGCUGGCGCAGCGGCUGCAGGAGGCCCUGGACGCCGAGCUGCUGAGCGACGAGGCGGCCGGCGACGACGCGAGGCCCGGCAAGGCCUACGGCCCGGGCCCGGCGGACGGAGACGAGGAAGCCGGGGACGACGACAAGCUGCUGCUGGAGGAGGAGGAGGACGAGGAGGAGGAAGAGGAGGAGGUGGAAGAGGAGGACGGGCCGCCCCCGGCGCCUCAGGCCCCCGAGCACGGCGCAGGAGAGGCCGGGGAUGAGGUGCGGCCCGGCGAGGAGGAGGAGGAGGAGGAGGAGGCCCGGGUGGAGGAGCAGCCCGACGCCCAGUGGCAGGAGGUGACGGAGCCCGAGGUAACCCAGGCUGUGCCGGCCGGGCAGGAGGAGGAGGAGAUGGAGCAGGAGGCCCAGCCGGAGCCUCCGGCCCAGGAGGAGGCCGCGCCGGACCAGCAGCAGCAGUCUGAGGCCGACCAGCAGAACGGAGACAAACCGCAAGCUGCGGCCCAGGCCGCAGGUAAACAGAAUAAUGAGCAGGAGGCUGGAGAGGGUGUGAGCGAGGAACGCGCCUCAGGCAGCGAGGAACGACCACCUGAUGCCGAGCGGCGAGGGCAGAAGAGACGCCAUGAAGAUCGUGGUCGCGGUUACUAUGAAUUCAGGGAGGAGACAAACUACAACCGGGCCAAGUCCCCGGUGCCUGUGGGGAAUGAGGAGGCGGAAGAAGAAUUUGACGACAGUUUAGUUUGUCUCGACACCUAUAACUCUGACCUUCACUUUCAAGUGACAAAAGACCGCUACGGUGGGCAGCCUCUUUUCCCCGAGAAGUUUGUCUACCUCUGGGGGGGUGCCCGGGCUACCUACGGUGUGACGAAGGGCAAAGUCUGCUUUGAGGUGAAGAUGACCCAGAAGUUCCCUGUGAAGCAGUUGACUGAAAGUGAAAAUGAACGACACGUUGUGCGUGUGGGCUGGUCGCUGGAUAGCUCCUCGCUACAGCUGGGAGACGGAGAGUUUUCCUUUGGCUAUGAUGGAGCUGGGAGAAAGUGGAGAAACUCUGUGUUUGAGAAGUAUGGAGAGACGUUUGAUGAAAAUGAUGUAAUCGGUUGUUUUGCUAAUUUUGACGGUGAGGAUGUGGAACUCUCCUUCUCGUUGAAUGGUGUAUGUCUUGGAGUUGCCUUCACAGUCAGUAAGGAGUCUCUCGCUGACAAGGCACUGUUCCCACAUGUUCUGACUAAAAACUGUGCAUUAGAGUGCAACUUUGGUCAGAAGGAGGAACCGUUCUUCCCUAUCCCUGAGGAUUACACUCUGAUACAGAAUGUUGCCCUGGAGGACCGGGUUCGCGGAGCAGUUGGGCCCAAGACACGGGAUGCGUGUGAGGUUCUGCUGAUGGUUGGCAUGCCAGGGGUUGGUAAGACCACCUGGGUGAAGAAGCAUGUGGCUGAGAAUCCAGACAAAAGGUACACCAUACUGGGAACCCUCAACAUUCUGGACAGGAUGAGGGUCAAAGGGCAGGAUGGUCCCGAGAUGAGCAUUGCCCAUCGGAAUACUCUCAUCCAGCAGGCAACCCAGUCCUUGAGCAAACUGAUCCAGGUCGCUGCUUGCAAGAAGCGCAACUACAUCCUCGAUCAGAGCAACGUGUACGGCUCAGCUCAGCGGCGGAAGAUGAUCCCGUUCAAAGGCUUCUCCCGCCAGGCUGUGGUGAUCUGCCCGAACGACGAGGAUUGGAAGGCCCGAAUGAAGUUGCGACUCGCAGAAGAGAGCGAGGACUUGCCGGACUUUGUACUGCAUGAAAUGAAAGUGAAUUUUACCCUCCCUGAGACGAGCGACUUCCUGGACAAGGUGACUUACGUGGAGUUGGAGAAGGAGCAAGCGAGCAAGCUGAUGAACAAGUACAGGGACGAGGCGAAGAAAGCCCGGCCACAGCAGGAGAAGCGGCAAGACCGGCGUAAUUACCGUAACCGCAAUGACCGUGACAGGAACUACGGUGGUAAUCGCAUGGCUAGGUGGGAUAACAGGAACUACGAUCGGCAGCCUUAUGGCCAAGGCUGGGGUCCCGUCUAUGGCAACAACCCAGCAUACAGAGAGGAUUACCACAAAGCCUAUGACCGCUACAGGCAGCAGUACGACCGGGGCUACACGCAGCCCUACGACUACCACAGAUAUCGGGAUUAUUACCGGGAGUACGCUCGUGAGUGGCACCGCUAUUACGAGGAGCGAAACCGCUACUACAACAGCUACUACGGCUACCGAUGAAAGUGCGACUGUAUGCGUCCCUAGCCCACCUCCAAUGUAGUUUCAUUCCAGUGGAGCAGCAGGUGGCUGUGGGGCUUUUACUUCAACCUUUUGGCUAGUGUUAGAUGUUCUGUUUUUAAUUUUAUUACUCGUUUUAACAAAGUGAGUGCCUGGCUUUGUGGGGCAUUUCAGCUUCUUCCUUGGCAGACAUACCACAGUAGUUAAUAUUGGAAUGUAUAAGAUGCACUGGCCACACUCCCCGUGAUUGUGCACAUACCCACACUCUCUUUGUCUCUCUCUCUCUCGCGCUCUCUCACACACACACACACACACAGACACACACACACACACACACACACAGACACACACACACACACACACACACACACACAGACACACACACACACACACACACACUCUCAAGCCCCUCAUUCAAUUUCCCUUUUGUUCUUGACAUUGGCUUGCUCUGCGGGUGACCCCUGGGUGGAGUUCCACAGCACUGGCAGAUCCCUGCUUUCUGGGAUGGGACAGUGGAGGUUGGGGAGGGCGGGGGGCAAGGAUUUUCCCUGUGCUGACCUCCAUAAACAUCGGUGGUUUCAGAAGCUCUGGGCGCCUGGCCUUUGACGAGAGGCCGUCCCAUCCUGUUUUAACGACUGUCGUGGGAUAGGAGUAGACAAAGAGCUUGCCUUUUUUUUAAGUUCUAAGACAGCCAGGAUUAGUUGUAAAAUAGCAUUGAAUAAAUCUGGCUUCAGAUGAAAAGGCCACGCAUAGCUGCAAAGCAACCCAGGGGUUUUCGCAAUCUGCCUGACCUUCCUGUGCUAUUGCUGGCCCUCAGUAGCUCUCCAAAGCCUUUCAUCUAGAAGUCCAAAGCCGCCAUUUCUCCAGGACAGUAAGGCAGCUUUGCUCGUGACCCAAUGCCCCAAAGACGUGAAUCCAAGAAUCUUCUUUUGUUUCUUGGCUUGCUCUAAGACGGGCUAUGAAAUCCUCCCACCGUUCUUUCCCCCUCCCCAAACCACGUCAAGAGCUUCCAGAGCCAGCAGCCCCUUUUGGGAUCCACGCAGCCAGCACCUUUGCCAAUACAUACACAGCCCACCCCCCCCCCCCCCCCCCCCCCCCCCAACUCUGAGUAGCCCCAGGAAGACGCAGUCUGGUCUCGCCUACCUGCUCCGUGUUAGCUGCCUUGAAGCUGAAACUGCCCCCCACCCCCCGAAGCCAGCACCUCCUGCUGUUCACGGCUCAAAAUAACUCCGAACUUCGUGUGUAAACCCUACCCCUCCCUCCCCUCUCUUCAGCAGCCCCAUCACAAAGUGGCGGUGUUGACCCACCACGCUGCACCUCGCCCCUCCUGUGCACCGGCAGAGCAGCUCCCUGGGGUUGGCGCUGUGUUGUCGGGACUUUGCACUUAAGCUCAAAGUUGGUGGCAAGUAGGGAAGGAUUACUGCUCUGGUUAUGGGAGCGGAGAUUUAAAUGCACUGUGUUUGCAUGUGUAUGCCUAUCCACCCAUGUCAGUGCGGUCAGAUGGUCAUACUGUGCAGAGGUAGGUUUGUCCUUGAGCAGUUCUCGAGUUAGCUAGGGCUGGAGGAGUGGAUUUGAACUUGCCACCUGCCAGUUUGGGCUGAGCUUUCAGUUUGUGUUGGAGGAGAGGGAGGGGAGGUGGUGCGGUUUCGUAGGCAGGAGGAGCCUCUCUUUUGUCUUUGUCUGGUUCUUCUGUUUUUUGUCACGGAAACUGGUAGCAGGCUGCUUGCCUUUCGAGUGAGGGCACCAGAGGGGCUUGAUGGGCCUCGGACAAAACAGAGGGGGACGCAAGCGCGUCAGUGCAGUUGCUUUCAGUAUAUACGACGCUUUGAACUUUGUACAGUCUCCUGCCACGGCCUUCCAGCAAGCUUUUUUUUGGAUUUGUCUGCGUGUGUGUUUAUUUUUAAUUUUUACAGAAAAAAUUUGCUUUACAAAUCUCGAGUGAUGUUUCCGAUCAUCAGCCUGCAGGUUAUUAAUUGUAUGAUGCCGCCUUUUUAAUGUCAAGUUUAGGGGAGUUUAGGGAGGGAGGGGGUGGAG
Molecule: messenger RNA, 4941 nt
Organism: Pristis pectinata (smalltooth sawfish)
Lineage: Eukaryota; Metazoa; Chordata; Chondrichthyes; Rhinopristiformes; Pristidae
Product: heterogeneous nuclear ribonucleoprotein U-like protein 2
Exons: 14
Coding region: 16-2910 (964 amino acids)
Cellular component (GO): membrane
Molecular function (GO): protein binding
Source: RefSeq, a predicted model, not a curated record